Messenger RNA from Alternaria rosae, 543 nucleotides. RefSeq lists its product as uncharacterized. The transcript has a single exon. The record is from RefSeq and is a predicted model, not a curated record. Bases 1 to 543 code for a protein of 180 amino acids. NCBI's taxonomy places the organism in Eukaryota, Fungi, Ascomycota, Dothideomycetes, Pleosporales, Pleosporaceae.
AUGAAGACCUUAGCAAUCCUUCUCACGCUAUCAACCCUCGUGUUGUCAUGCACAGCCGCUGCAGUCCACCCACAUAUCCAUCGCAGGCACGGCCGCUGCGCACCUAGCAGCAGCGUAUCAAACGCUCCUCCUGCUCCAGCACCAACGACACUUGUAACCUCUGUAUCUGCUUCUGCCUCUGUUGCUCCACCAGCAUCUUCUGCACCUCCACCAGCCGCCUCAGCUUCACCACCCGUAGCAUCACCACCAGCUGCCUCCGCCUCAGUCUCCACCCCACCCACCCCCUCCUCCACAAACCCAGACCCCAGCUCCAGCACCAGUAAACAAAUCACCAUAGCCCCCAGCGACACGCUAGAGAAGAUUGCAGCGGCGAACGCAGUCGGAAUGUGCGACAUCGCCAAAGCGAAUAACAUCCACGAUCCGAAUUUGAUUCUUGCGGGCGAGAUGUUGACGAUUCCUGUUUUGACGGGGGAGAAGGACGAUAGUAGUUGUAUGACUCAAGAGGAAGGAGGGCAGAGGAAAGUACUUGAAGGUAGUGUAUAG